Messenger RNA from Quercus lobata, 1263 nucleotides. RefSeq lists its product as uncharacterized. The transcript has 3 exons. The coding region runs from base 1 to 1263 and encodes 420 amino acids. Gene Ontology annotation, biological process: DNA integration. NCBI's taxonomy places the organism in Eukaryota, Viridiplantae, Streptophyta, Magnoliopsida, Fagales, Fagaceae. Gene Ontology annotation, molecular function: RNA-DNA hybrid ribonuclease activity; nucleic acid binding. The record is from RefSeq and is a predicted model, not a curated record.
AUGCCUAGGUCCUCUGUCAAGGGUCAAGUCAUCGCGGAUCUAGUUGCUGAAUUCACUGAACCCUCUGUAGAAACAGUAACCAAAGAGGAAAACAUGGAUGGAAAAUCGGUUGGCACAAUCUCGGCACGAGAAACCUCGCUAUGGAAAGUCUAUGUGAACGGCGCGGCCAACCAAAAAGGAUCUGGGAUAGGGCUAGUUCUGAUAUCGCCCGAAAGUAUUACCAUUGAAAAAUCACUAAGACUUGGGUUCUCAGCUAUGAAAAACGAAGCCGAGUACAAGGCCUUGCUUCAAGGAAUGAUGAUGGUGCAAAAAAUGGGCGGAAAAGCAAUAGAGGCAUUCUCAGACUCUAGACUGCUCGUAGGCCAAGUGAUGGGUGAGUUGGAAGCUAGAGAUGCUAGAAUGCAGGAAAGUGGGAACACACAUGCGGAUUCGCUGGCCACUCUUGCCAUGUCUUCUGUGCAGGAUCUGCCACGAAUGAUCCUUGUUGAGGAUUUAUGCAAGACAAGUUCAAUCGAAAGGGACACAAUCCGGAUUAGAAGGAAUUCGAGCUGGAUGGAUCCUAUAAUGAACUUCCUCAAAGAUAAUACAUUACCUGAAGGAAAACUGGAGGCCGAGAAGAUAUGGAGGAGUGCUCCUCGAUUUUGGUUGUCAGAGGACCACAAGCUAUACAGGCGUUCCUAUUCUGGGCCGUACCUACUAUGCAUACACCCAAAGGAAUCCGAGUCCUUACUUGAGGAGCUGCAUGAGGGAAUUUGUGGGAGUCACACAGUAGGAAGAUCCCUAGCGCACAGAGCACUCACCCAAGGUCCUUGGCCAUUUGCUCAAUGGGAUCUUGAUAUUGUCGGCCCUUUCCUAAAAGCAAUAGGGAAUAAGCGGUACAUAGUAGUCGGCACUGAUUAUUUUAUCAAAUGGGUAGAGGUUGAACCUUUGGCCAACAUCAGGGAUGUGGAUGCGAAGAAAUUCAUUUGGAAAAACAUCAUUACGUGCUUCGGAACCCCUCACACCCUUAUCUCGGACAAUGGUCUUCAAUUUGAUAGUAAAAACUUCAGGAAAUACUGCUGCGACUUUGGGAUCACAAACCGAUAUUCCACUCCUGCCUACUGCCAAGGAAAUGGGCAAGCUAAGGCCGUGAACAAAGUCAUAGUGAGUGGGCUGAAAAAGAGGUUAGAUGAUGCAAAGGAGAGAUGGGUGGAAGAGCUACCACACGUCUUAUGGACCGAACGACGCCGCGAUGGUCAACGGGAGAAUCUCCUUUUUCAAUGA